This is a messenger RNA of Serendipita indica DSM 11827, 375 nucleotides long. The record is from the annotation of a GenBank genome assembly. NCBI's taxonomy places the organism in Eukaryota, Fungi, Basidiomycota, Agaricomycetes, Sebacinales, Serendipitaceae.
AUGCUCCUCACUCCCCCCGCAGAUUGGCUCACCAGCCCGCCAAAUUUCACCGUCGAGGACCCACUUCAGGAUACUAUUCUUAUUUUCUACGCUUCUAUCGAUCCCAACACAGGCGUAAUGUGGUGUCCAGACUGCCGCAAGGUCAAGUCGACCAUUGACUGGCUUUUUGCCGGCGAGGACAAGCCACCUGCAUAUGUCAUUUACGUCGGCUCAAAAGCCGAGUGGAAGCUCCCUGCACAGAACCAUUAUCGCACCGAUUGGAAGGUUGAUGGUGUUCCGACCAUGCUCAGAUUCAAGAAUGGCAAAGAGGUCGCUCGUCUUGUCGAAGAUGAGAUCCUCGACUCGACCGCCUUGGGCCAGUUCUUCCUCGCAUGA